AUGACUAGCCACGGGAGUUCCAUGGAUUGGCUCAGACUUAUCAUCACCGUUAGUAAUAGAGGCGGGUUUAAAGCCGUUUCUGAGAAUGCUGCAUGGGAUAAAGUUGGUCAGGAGUCUGGAUUAGGGCUUGGUGCGAAAUUGAUCUAUGUCAAGUAUCUCGCCGCACUUGCUCGAUGGUUGAACAGUGAUUCUAGCCCGGGGUUGCCUGGAACCUCAAAGGAUCUGAUUGCUAGGCUUAGAGACUUUGUAUCUCAAGCCAAGAGCAACUAUGAGUUGAGGAAAGUAGGAGCAGAGUUCAAGUGGUUGCUUGAGAAAGUUGACAAGGAUCACUCUUCGCCUGGGAAGAUGAAACGGGAAUGUUCUGUAGAGACUUUAAAAUGGUUAAGCGAGGCUGCUAAGGAUCCAUGUGACACAUCUAAUGCUUCUUUGCCGGAUAGAUCAAAGUGGGAUUCUUAUGGAAGUGAAGAGCCUUGGAAACAGCUUCUUCUGUUUAGGGCCUCAAGAACAAACACUACUGAUUCGGCUUGUGAAAAGACUUGGCAGAAAAUCCAGAAGAUGCAUCCAUCUUUGUAUCGGGAUAGUGCUGGGCCUAGUUACAAUCUAAGAGAGAGACUCAGUAGUCAGUUUAACGAGAGGAAAGCUGGGAAGGAUGAAUCAUGUGGUCUACUUUGUUCAGAGUUUCAAGCUCAAGUACCUGACUGGUCUCUCAUCGCCUCUGAAAGCGAUUCAAAGUGGUUCGACACUCUGAUGCCGCCACUUAACAAAGAACAAAACAAUAAUAAUCGUCUUACUGAAAGAGAUCCUAUUGGAAAUGGUGACAGCAAUAAAAUGCUCACAAUGCUGGUCUCAGCUAUGGGAGAGUGUGCACUCUCGAUCCUUAGAGAACCAGCAGUGCCGCAGCAUUUUCUCGAUGGGGAUUCACUGCAUGACUUCUGCAUCUCUGCACUGAAGAUCAUUUCCUGCCUAGUUGAGGAUGUAAUUGCUAGUCCGUGGAUUUCACCUCCAGAGCUCAUACAUCUAUGUGCUUCAUUUCCUGAAACUGGUGACAAUAUAAAGCAUUCUAAAAAGGUUGCAUCCGUUUCCAUAGCGUUCGAGUUAUGUAUUAGAACCGUGUGGAAUUGUGUUAGACUCAUCUGUCUGAAAUUUGAGUCUAACUCAUCUGAGGAUUUUGUGUCCGAAAAAGCAGUUACUGAUUUUGUGAGCGAGGCAUGUCGCAAAUCUGCAUACUAUCUGGAUGUUCUCGAGCAAUAUGGAGAGUUAAAAAUUGAGGAGCUUAUACAACACAAGCGUCAUAAGAGUCCUGAUCUGGCUGACUCAUGUACACUCUUUCACUCCUUGCUGCUAUCUUCUCAGAAGAUUUCGAAAAUAGUGACUGGAAAUAUCUUGGAGCAGGAGAUUCUUGCUUAUGAGGAGUUCGUUCCUGUGUGCUCAAAAUUAUGUCGCGCAAAUCAGAUAAAAAUUGCUGAUAUCCUUUUGAAAGAUGUUAUCAUCACAAAAGAUCUAUUCUUGGAGAGAGCAAGAGUUUUAACAUGGAAAGCAAGGAUUGCUAGAGCUGAACAAGAGCGUGUUGAAAAAGAGUGUGUUAAACAAGAGGGUGCUAAACAAGAGCCUGUUGAACAAGAGCCUGUUAAACAAGCACGUGUUGAAAAAGAGCUUUUGAACAAGAUUGUGUUCGAAAGCAUAUCUAAUGAGGGCCAUGAGACUUGUUUCCAACUAACUAUUAUAUAUUUCUUAAGAGCGUUAUACUUCCAAGAAACUAAACCAGAGUCCAAGCAAAUUUUCGAAGACAUUAACAAAUCAUUGAAUCUAUGUGUAUGGAUUCAGUCUGGUGAGACUAUGCCCCUGGAAAACGUGAUUCCUCUACUGUUCAAUGUAAUUGAUUUGGUCUCAAUAAAGGGUUGGAUAGAGCUCCAUCAACGGAUAUACGACUUGAUGUUUAGAAUAUUUAAAGGGAGAAAUGUCAGAUUGAAGGAUGCUUUGGCAAUGUUGUGGGACUGUAGACGGCUAAGUCAUGCGUUAUGUCCUUCUCCAAUAGAUGAUGCUGUCAUCACGGGAUUAUCAUGCUACUUUGAUGAAAUAUCAGAGUCAACAGAUUUCUGGAAAAGUUGCUUGCAGUUUUCAAAAGCAAAAUCAAUUGGGUUCGAGCUGAGCAUACAUGAGUCAGACAUCACAAUAGUUGAGAUUAAACGCACAGCUUCCAAACUAGACACAACUUCCAAACCAGUCUCAAGUGAUCCACUUCCCUGUUUCUCGUCUUUUGUUGCUGCAUCUCUAUAUUAUGAUCUCUGUGAAAGAGAAUUGUCAUGUGGUAAUUUAUACAAGGCUCUCUCUUAUGCUACGGAAGCACAAAGGAUUCGAAAUUUUCUUCUAAGAAAAUGGUUUAGAUUUAGUGGGAAAACUACACAGACAGUAGAAAUAAUGACUUUCGACUUUAAGAAGUUUGAAGUUUCAAGUCUUAGAGAUACCGAUUCAUGGCCAUGUGGAACUUUUCUCUGGGAUAUUAGCCGCUGCUACUUAAGCCCUUGGAUUUUGCUCCAAUGUUGUUUGGAAAGUGUUCUUCAGCUUGGUGGUAUUUGGGAGCUUAUGGGGGAAAGAGAUAGGGCUGGAAACUUGCUAUCUUGGGGAAAAACUGUUUCAUCUAUUCAGAGCCUACAACCUUUUGUCCUUGCAUUUUCUCUUGCUUUGGGGAAUCUCUACAAUAAAAUGCAGUGUAGGGAUCUAGCAGAAAAGGAGCUCCAGAAUGCGAAAAAGCUGCUAACAGAUAGUCAAAAAAAUUUUCCUUGCCGAAACUGCAAGCUGAUGUUAGAGGUUACGUUGGAUAAGCAAUUUGGAGACUUGUCUCAAAGACAAUCUGAGAGUCUGUAUAGUGCAGCCUUACAAAAAAUAUGCUGCCCAGCUUGGAAAGGAUGCAUUAAUCAAACAGCCGAGGUAGAGAAACCAAGAGACUCGAAAAUGAGGCGUGGAGGAGGUGCUCUAAUUGUGCAUGCUUGCGAGAUGAAGGAGCAGCCUAUUAUAAGGUUGACUCGCUCAAUGAGUCGAUCACUUGAAGAACGACCUCAAAACUUUCCUGCUAAGAAGUGUAGAUUCAUUGAUGAAUCUGAUAUCUGUGAUGCAAAGGGGUUGAUGCGGGACACUAAAAACAGAAUCUGCGUUUGCAUCAAUAGAAUAAGCCAGCAGCACCUCUCUAACGAAGUUACAAGAUCUGGAUUGCCGAAUAACUUUAUAAGUUUGAAAUGGCAAUUUUACCAAAGGAGGCUUGCGUGCACGGUUCUUGUCAGCCUUGGAAAAUGUUUGGCUAAAUCUGGAAAGGUUCAUCAAGCACAUGGGGCAAUUUUGCAUAGCAUCGCUGCUUUGUAUAACAGUACCGUAUCCAUCCUCAGCUCACCUUCUUCUCGCAGUCCAUUGCUGGAUUUUAUUGGGAAGGAAAUCAAAGGAGAUGUAUUUGGUCUUGAUCGUGCAAGAAUAUUAUACAACUUGUGCAAGUUGAGUCUUCAAACUUACCACUCCAGGUCUGUUUUAUGUGAUUUAUCACAUAUUCCAUAUCAGACGCUGGUUUCAUUGUUAACGUUGGCAUUUGUACUUAGCAGAGAGGAUCCGAUACUCUGUCGAAAGAUUUCAAGGUUGCUUGCUGUGUUAUACUUGGUCUCUUCUAUAGGGUCUGAGUUCUCACUCCCCUGUGACGGGGAGCUUUCUUUAAGUCAUUGGGUUACAUAUUAUCAUCAAGCCUCUCUUGGUGCUAAUAGCAACUACCACUUCUUGUCAAAAUUUAUGAAAUCAGGACGCAACUCAGAUAAAGAGGCUUCUGAAGAAUUCGACUUUCUCAGGCUUGCUCCCAAAAGCACCGACGGUCUUGUUAAGUUUGCAAAAAACUUUUUCAAUGGUCUACCAGAAACGACAGCCAUCUGCAUUAGCGUGCUUGGAGGCACACUGAGUAAAUUGUUGCAGGAGUUAUUGAAAAGCCCCCAAGUUUGUGGGUGGCUGCUCUUGUCACGGUUGAGCUCAAAGAGUCAGCAGCCUUUAGCUGUACUUCUGCCAAUUUAUUCUUCACUUGGAGAAGGUGGGAUUGAAAAGAUGGAUAAAAGAUGGGAUUCUCCAUGGGGUUCCACAGUGGUGGAUGUUGUCGCUCCAGCAUUUCGAUUAAUAUUGAAGGAGUACAACUUUACUGGUUCUCAGGUUCCUAUGGAAGAUGAAAAAUUGAGGUGGAAGGAGAUAGACGAACUUGAACUUCGUCUUAAUAAAUUGCUAAGAAACCUUGAAGACACCUGGUUGGGUCCCUGGAGGCAUCUGCUUUUGGGAGAGUCUUCAAAUAGUAAAUCGCAUGAGUCCACGCAAAAGAAGCUGGUUGAAGAGCUAAGGGCCAAAUGUAAUAUGGAAGUAAAUGAGACACUUCUAAAGGUUUUCCUUGGAAAUGACACAGCCAAGGACGGCGACUCAUGGAUAUCUCAGCUUUGUUCAAAGAAUGGUUGCUGCAUAGGAGGUCAUCCAAGUGACCAUAUUGAUGAAGAAAAUGGAAGCAGUAUAUCUGAUGACCUUCGAAGUAGGUACCGGCUAGCCUUACAACUGAUACGGGACUCAGGGAUCAAGCUAGAGGAUUAUAAUGAGAAGAGAGAACCGAUAAUACUUGUGUUGGAUCAUGAGAUUCAGAUGCUUCCAUGGGAGAACAUUCCAACAUUGAGAAGACAAGAAGUAUACCGUAUGCCUUCUGUGGGUAGUAUAUCAGCAGUGCUUAAGAAAAGCUGUUACCGAGAAGAUCCUUCUCCCUUCCUUGUGAUCGAUCCUCGAGAUUCUUGUUAUCUAUUAGAUCCGAAAUAUAAUUGCAAAACAUUGCAAACCGUGCUUGAAGGAUUGUCCGAGAUUAAGGAAAUCAAGGUAGAAGCUGGAUUAGAGCCACCUGCUCCUUCUGCUCAGGAGCUAAAUGAUGCGUUGGGAAAUCGUGAUCUUUUCCUAUAUCAUGGGCAUGGUUCUGGAGAUCAAUAUAUUCCCAUGCGGAAAGUAGAGAAUAUGAACAAAUGUUCUGCAGCUUUUCUUAUGGGAUGCUGCAGCGGUUUGCCAUAUAGAGGAGGCAGAUAUGUACCAAAAAGUGUUCCGAUAUCUUUCCUGCUAGCCGGUUCCCCUGUCAUUGUGGCAACCUUGUGGGAUGUACCAGAAGAUAUUAGCCAGUUUGUGAAGGCAAUGUUGGAAAGUUUCUGGAGAGAGAGGAGUGAUGAUGUUAAACCAGAGAGAAUUGGGUCGCUCAUGGCUGAUGCACGUUAUGCCUGCGCUCAGCAAUUCUUGACAGGGGCUGCCAUCGUGUGUUAUGGUGUCCCAACUGCUAUCACAACAAAGAGGAAGAAAAAAAAUACUUGAAGCCAAUGUUUGAAAUUUGUUUUGAUAUACUAGGAGGGCAUUCAAAAUAUUGAUGAUUUAGAAGAUUUUUCUUCCUUAUUUUUGUGUUUCAACUUAAUAUUGAAUUCAAACCACGUAUUUCUCUUCAUAUGACUGAUAUCAUAAAAAGAAUUGUUGACGUCCAUUGAAGAGAAGUGAUGAAUCAACGAAUGUGAUUUCUUCUCAAGAUUCAUAUGUGAGAAUCUCUGAUGUCCACAAAAGACUGAGGAAGCCAACUACUCCCAAUCAACUGUUCUUUAACGUCCACAAAAAAAUUCCUUCACGCGACGUGUAUGACUAAAAAUAACAAGAGACAUGGUUUGGUCUGGUUACUACUGUGACUUUCAUAAUCAUACACCAUGUGCAUGUCUUGGAAUCAUUGGUGUUGAGGCAGAGCCGGACCUGAGCCCUAUCCAAAACAAAAAAAAUUAUUUAAUUUUUAUUUUUGUUAAAAUAUGUUUUUGAAAAAAAAUUAAUUUAAAUUUUUUUUUAAGAUAAAGUAUUUUUUGGUUACUUAAAAAUUUAAAAGAACAUUUUAGUCUAUUAUAAAUUUUUUUAUAUCAUUAUAAUUUUUAAAAUCUAUUUUUUUAAUCAUUUUUUAUUUUACAUUAAACAUUUAUAUAUUUAGUAUAUACAAAAAAAAAAUUUUAAAUGGGGUCCCAUUCAAAAUGUUUUACAAGCAUGGGAUCAAGCUCGGCUCUGUGUCGAGGAACCGAGAUACGAAUGGUUUGAUGCCAAACCUUAAAAGUGAGUUUGACUCUUCUCUCUAAUCUGUCAGCCGGUACACUUACGUCCAGUGGCGGAGGUAGUUAAUAAUGAGGGGUGUCAUAUGACCCAUGUGAAAUCAAAGAAAUUUUUUAUAUAACGUCCAGUGGCGGCCGGUUUAACAUUUCGAAUCAGUCGGUUUAACAUAUGGUCUAAACCAACCUGUUAUAUAAGUUUUGUUAUUGCAAUGAUUGUCGUUAGAAUAAUCCGUGGGAGAAAACCCAUUAUAUGGGUUAUUUUAAUUAUGGUUCGAGUCUUUUUCAAUGUGUCUCUACUGCAAUUUCUCUAAUAAUAAAUAAAUAUUUAGACUUGAA
Molecule: messenger RNA, 6443 nt
Organism: Brassica napus (rape)
Lineage: Eukaryota; Viridiplantae; Streptophyta; Magnoliopsida; Brassicales; Brassicaceae
Product: separase-like
Exons: 23
Coding region: 1-5346 (1781 amino acids)
Biological process (GO): proteolysis; meiotic chromosome separation
Cellular component (GO): mitotic spindle; centrosome; nucleus
Molecular function (GO): DNA binding; cysteine-type endopeptidase activity
Source: RefSeq, a predicted model, not a curated record